CCCUAUUUAAGAACUUACCUAUAGCCCUAUACUAUACCUUUCUCAAACACUUUUCCUCUUCAACUUCCAACACCAAACAACUGACACAUUCUCUCAACAAACCUAAUCUCUCUUUCAUGGCUACCCUUUUUUCUAUGUCCUCCAUCACUUGUCUCAGCUGAGAAAGUAAAAAAUAAUAAUAUUUAUUUUUUUCAUUAUUUUAAUUGCAUUAUUUUUUUUUAUCCUAUAGUAUCAUUCACUUUAUAUAAGAGUUUCCUACCUAGCUAGCUAGUUACAUUCUAGAUAUUGUUUGUUUCUUAGCCACACUCUCUAUACUAGACUGAGACUCUCUAGCUUUCAUUUACAUUGAAGAAAUUACUAAAACCUAAACAACAAAAUAUAUUUCUGACACACCUACAACUACCUCAAAAACCUUAACAAUGUCUAGUAGAAGAUCUCGUUCGAGACAAUCCGGUGUUUCCACUGAAAUUUCUGAUGCUCAAAUUAAUGAUUUGGUUACCAAGUUACAACAACUUAUCCCUGAACUUGCAAGGCGUUCCAACAAGGUUUCAGCUGCUAAAGUGUUACAAGAGACUUGCAAUUACAUCAAAAACUUGCAUAGAGAGGUUGAUGAUCUAAGCGACCGAUUGUCACAACUUUUGGACACCAUAGACCCUAACAGUGCUCAAGCAGCUAUCAUUAGAAGCUUACUUAUGUGAUAAUUAAUUAAUAUAUCAAAUAAAUUAAGUGGUGCACAUGCCUUUUAAUAUGUCUCACUAGCUAGUAGUAGUAUUUUAUAAUUUGUCAACUACUAGCGUAACGUUUUCCAUUUUUCUUUAAUUAAUUUUUAUAAGAAACUCCAUAGUGAGAUUGUGAGUCUUAGCACAACGGUAAGGUUGUUGGUUGUUAGUGUGAUAUGUAGGUCACGUUUAACUUACAAGGAGAACAAAGCCAUAUGAGCUAUAUGUAUCAUGCAUUAUUAACCGUCCUUUCCAUAUUUUGUAGCAACUAUCAUUAUAAUUAAUUAAUUCGUCAUUA
Molecule: messenger RNA, 1017 nt
Organism: Trifolium pratense (red clover)
Lineage: Eukaryota; Viridiplantae; Streptophyta; Magnoliopsida; Fabales; Fabaceae
Product: transcription factor PRE6-like
Exons: 2
Coding region: 420-698 (92 amino acids)
Biological process (GO): regulation of DNA-templated transcription; regulation of growth
Molecular function (GO): protein dimerization activity
Source: RefSeq, a predicted model, not a curated record